Oncorhynchus gorbuscha (pink salmon) is the source of this 1846-nucleotide messenger RNA. RefSeq names its product vegetative cell wall protein gp1-like. Gene Ontology annotation, molecular function: metal ion binding. The transcript is spliced from 3 exons. Bases 133 to 1698 code for a protein of 521 amino acids. Lineage: Eukaryota; Metazoa; Chordata; Actinopteri; Salmoniformes; Salmonidae. The record is from RefSeq and is a predicted model, not a curated record.
AGGAACCUUUAUUUUGAAGGCGACCCGCAAAUUCCACUAAUGUGGCUAAUCCUUCAUGUUUGCUGUCAAUAUGUACAGUCAUGCAUUUGAACCGAUUUGAACAGUCAAGGCGGAAGAUCUACGGUGACGGACAUGGAUACAACAGCUCUGGUCUAUAAGAUCCUCUGUGCCCAUAAUGGGUAUUUUGAGCUGGAAGAAAUGCGUGCCAACUUUAGCACGCCAGAAGAUGACCUGGAGAGUGUUUUAGGGAAUCAGGAUAUGUUUACCAGUGCUGUCUUUGAGGGAAACAAACUGAUAUUUGCCAAAACGAAAAUGAGAUUAUGCAGAGACAAGGAAUGUAAUGGCUGCAGCAAUUUACAUCUGUGUAUAUUCUACCUUUAUGGAACGUGUCGAUUCAAUGAGGGACAACGGUGCCGCUUCUGUCAUGAGCUGACGUCAGAAUACAACAUCAGAGUCCUGAGAGAGCAUCACCUGGAGAAAUUGGACAGGAGGGAGCUGUGUAUGUUACUACUGCAGAAUGACAACACCCUCUUACCCCCAGUUUGCUUCACAUACAACAAAGGUAGUGGAGAGUACGGAUACUGUCCUGACAAGGAGAAAUGCAGAAGACUCCACGUCUGUGAGCGCUACAUUACAGGAACCUGUGCUGCAGAGGUGGACUGUGACAGGUCUCACGACUUCUACGAGCCCCACCCGCUCAACACCCUACAGCAGAGGGGACUACCUAAUGAACUGGUGGCAUCCAUGUUGUACACCUACCGCAACAACCAGGCCAUUCAGAAUGAGGAAGGCUCUAGACCUGUGUGUCAUCCUCCUCCACCACCACCACCACCACCCCCACAAACAUAUCUCCCGGCCCCCAAUGUUGUCCAAAGAGAGACCCACUACAUCCACUUGCAGCCAAUCAUAGUACACUCACAAGUGACCCCUUCAAUGCUCUGCAAUUUCAAGUUAAAAUCACGUCCCUUUGUCCACACCAAACCCAAGAGCCGUACUAAGCCAUCAUCAGCUUCACACCAAUCAAAACCCUCUAAACCACCUACACCAGUUCCACACCAAUCAGAGUCCGCUAAACCGCCUCCACCAGCUUCACACCAAUCAAAACCCUAUAAACCACCUACACCAGCUCCACACCAAUCAAAAUCCUCUCACACGGCUCCACACCAAUCAAAAUCCACGAAACCACCUUCACCAGCUCCACACCAAUCAAAAUCCUCUAAACCACCUACACCAGUUCCACACCAAUCAGAGUCCGCUAAACCGCCUCCACCAGCUUCAUACCAAUCAAAACCCUAUAAACCACCUACACCAGCUCCACACCAAUCAAAAUCCUCUCACAUGGCUCCACACCAAUCAAAAUCCACGAAACCACCUUCACCAGCUCCACACCAAUCAAAAUCCUCUAAAGGCCCUCCACCAACUCCACAGCAAUCAAAAUCCUCUAAAGCGCCUCCUCCAACUCCACAACAAUCAAAAUCCUCUAAACCGCCUCCACCAACUCCACAGCAAUCAAAAUCCUCUAAACCGCCUUCACCAGCUCCACAGCAAUCAAAAUCCUCUAAACCGUCUCCACCAACUCCACAGCAAUCAAAAUCCUCUAAUCCACAUCCACCAGCUCCACACAAAUCAAAAUCCUCUCAACCAGCUCCACAUCAACCAAAAACAACCAAAGCUCCUCCAUCAGCCAGGCGAAGAUGAAUUUUUGCAGAAACCAGAAAUCACACAGUACCAGUCAAAAGUUUGGGGACACAUUUAAGUCAUUUAGCAGACGCUCUUAUCCAGAGCGACUUACAAAUUGGUGCAUUCACCUUAUGACAUCCAGUGGAACAGUUACUUUACAAUAGUG